Molecule: messenger RNA, 820 nt
Organism: Saccostrea echinata
Lineage: Eukaryota; Metazoa; Mollusca; Bivalvia; Ostreida; Ostreidae
Product: heat shock 70 kDa protein 12B-like
Exons: 4
Coding region: 86-820 (244 amino acids)
Source: RefSeq, a predicted model, not a curated record
UUCCAUCUCCAGUCCUUGGUGAAAGAUUCUUGAUCUGCCUUCGUGUGCAGGAGAAACAUGAAAUGUCUUAUUUAAAAACAGAUGAAUGGCGGACAAACAAAAACUAGAUAUUAAAGUCCUUGUAGCUGCAAUUGACUUUGGUACAACGUACUCGGGCUAUGCCUUCUCUUUCAAAGAUGAAUACGAAAAGGAUCCCACGAAAAUCAUGGCCAAUACAACAUGGGUGGCUGGACACAAGAAUUUAUUUUCUCAGAAAACCCCCACGUGUCUUUUGCUGAAAUCUGACCGAAGUUUUCAUUCGUUUGGAUAUGAGGCUGAAGAUACAUACACUGGUCUUGCCAAUGAAGGAAAACAUCAUUCAUGGUACUUCUUUCGGAGGUUCAAAAUGAUGCUACAUAAUAAUAUGACUUUGAACCGUGAAACAGUAAUAGCAGACGACAGCGGCCAAAAGAAGCUCCCCGCCAUGACAGUCUUUGCCCAUGGCAUACGGUAUUUGAAAGAUCACCUUCUAAACCACCUUAAAGUUAAAGGAUUGGAUGUCUUGAUCGAAGAAGACGACGACAUUCACUGGGUUCUGACAAUACCUGCAAUAUGGAACGAUAAAUCUAAGCAGUUUAUGAGGGAGGCGGCACAAGAGGCAGGAAUUGAGAGUCAGAAUUUAAGCCUUGCACUUGAGCCGGAAGCAGCAGCUUUAUAUUGCAGAAUGCUACCACUAGAGAGACUCUCCACAGCAAGUUCUACAAAUCUCUCCAUGUUUCAACCCGGAACUCGCUAUAUGGUGUUGGAUUUGGGAGGUAAGACAAAUUACCAAGAAAUGUAA